CUUUAGGGAUGGUCGGGCACCACCGUGGCUCGAUCAUUUCGGCCACGUCCAAGGAGGAACAGGCGAAGGUGGCCCAGGAUCUGCGGAAGUCGAUAUCCGGGGGCGAGCAGGAACUGUUGAAGUCAUUGCGAGAGGACCAUGCGGCGCGAAAGGAGCAGCAAGACGGGAUUGAGGAAGAAUCAUCCGAGGAGGGCGAAGAGGAUGGAGCCCAAGGCCAACAGGAAUCGACGUCGGAUGCCAACGCCAGUCGUUAGGCAGCGGUGCCUCAUCGUGGAGCGAUGACGAUUUGUCUAUCUCGGCCCACCCCAUUUCUGCUUUUCGCGUUCUGUGUAAAGAUACCAUGUUUUACUUCUAUCUGUAUCUUCUUACCCGAGGCUGUAUGUUCGAACUGUACUUGAGCUAUUUGCAUUACAUACACUAUUCAUGAUCC
Aspergillus heteromorphus CBS 117.55 is the source of this 430-nucleotide messenger RNA. RefSeq lists its product as uncharacterized. NCBI's taxonomy places the organism in Eukaryota, Fungi, Ascomycota, Eurotiomycetes, Eurotiales, Aspergillaceae. Bases 9 to 254 code for a protein of 81 amino acids. The record is from RefSeq and is a predicted model, not a curated record. The transcript has a single exon.